Messenger RNA from Clonostachys rhizophaga, 609 nucleotides. The record is from the annotation of a GenBank genome assembly. Lineage: Eukaryota; Fungi; Ascomycota; Sordariomycetes; Hypocreales; Bionectriaceae.
AUGGGUAUCUCACGCGACUCCCGCCACAAGCGAUCCGCUUCCGGUGCCAAGCGCGCCUACUACCGGAAGAAGCGCGCUUUCGAAGCUGGUCGCCAGGGUGCCAACACCCGUAUUGGCCCCAAGCGCGUCCACACCAUCCGCACCCGCGGUGGUAACCACAAGUACCGUGCCCUCCGCCUCGACUCCGGCAACUUCGCCUGGGCCUCCGAGGGCUGCACCCGCAAGACCCGCGUCAUCGCCGUCGCCUACCACCCCUCCAACAACGAGCUCGUCCGCACCAACACCCUGACCCGCUCCGCCGUCGUCCAGAUCGACGCCGCCCCCUUCCGCCAGUGGUACGAGGCCCACUACGGCCAGAGCAUCGGUCGCAGACGCCAGAAGGCCCAGGGCAAGGACGCCGAGGAGGUCAAGAAGAGCAACUCGGUCGAGAAGAAGCAGGCCGCCCGCUACGCCUCCCAGGGCAAGGUCGAGAACGCCGUCGAGAAGCAGUUCGAGGCCGGUCGUCUUUACGCCGUCGUCUCCAGCCGUCCCGGCCAGUCCGGCCGUGUCGACGGUUACAUCCUCGAGGGUGAGGAGCUCGCCUUCUACCAGCGCAAGCUUCACAAAUAA